Messenger RNA from Arabidopsis thaliana (thale cress), 1170 nucleotides. RefSeq names its product thiamine-phosphate synthase. The transcript is spliced from 3 exons. The record is from RefSeq and is marked reviewed. Lineage: Eukaryota; Viridiplantae; Streptophyta; Magnoliopsida; Brassicales; Brassicaceae. The coding region runs from base 464 to 901 and encodes 145 amino acids.
GUUUUUUGGCAUUCAAUGGAAAUUAUCUAUGUACUAGAUACUCUGUAACAAAAAAAUAAUAACCACAUCAAUCCAAUACUAAUUGGAAAGUAAUCAGUUCAAACAAAAUUAAAAUCAUCCCCUGAAACAUACAAAUAUGUGUAAUAAAGUCAAGGGCUUCUUUUGUAAAUAUCCGUAAUUUAUCUUCCAGAAAUAGUUGCAUUAAUUAUCUCUGUGACUCUGUCCCCAGUCUCCUUCCUCACAGACUGAUCCCUCUCUCUCCCAAAGUUGCAUUAAGUUUUAAACUAGUACAAAGUCUAAGCUUGGAGCUUCCACUUUGUGUUCUCCUUGAAAAGUUUUUACCUUUUUUCAAUCUCUGUUGUUGAUACACCUGUAAAGCUCAUAUUGCACACAAAGUGUUCGAUAAAAUGCCUAGCCGAAACAAAAAUUGCAUAUAACUGCUUCUGAGAAAACAAGUGAAAGUAUGUUACGGAACAUGAUGAUGCCUUGGAACAGUAGCGAUCACAAUGUAGUUGGAAUGUUAACAAGGCAUUUCGCCACAAAACCAAAACCCAAGAUGAAACCGAUUGAGCUGAACACACCACCGGAGCAAACUCAGACGAUAACCCGAGUGAUCUUUGAUAUUUUGAAGGAUCAUGGACCUCUAACCAUUGCUGAAACUUGGGAUCGUGUCAAGGAAGUGGGAUUAAGAGGGCUGACGAGCAAGCGUCACAUGAAGAUAAUACUAAGGUGGAUGAGAGAGAGACAGAAGCUGAAGCUGAUAUGUAACCAUGUUGGUCCUCACAAGCAAUUCUUGUACACUACUUGGUUCACUAAACACAACCCUUCUUCUAAAUUCCCCAAGUUACCACCGGAAAAUCUCACAGGAAAAUCCUCUGGCCACCCUCCUAAACUUCCCUGAGCCGACUCUGUUAAGUUUUAAGGCUUUGUUUCUUGAAUCUUCCUCUUACAGUUAUUAAUGAUCACCUUAGUAAAAUCAAUAGCACAUAUAUGUAGCCUGCAUCUGAAGAUUCCUUGUCUAGAUUCUCGUGACAAUUGAAUAUGAAAAGACAUGAGAUGAAAGUUGAUGUUGUUACAGUUGAAGAAUGUGUAAAUGAUACAACUGCAUACCAGUUGGUUAACUUUAUGUAUAUAAUCGAAAUUUCACCUGAUUCUGUUGUCAUAUUAAAA